AUGGCCGGAGGAGGAACCCACGGUUCGAGGGAGCUCGACCAGACUCCGACAUGGGCCGUUUCCUUCGUUUGCUCCGUCAUCGUUAUUAUUUCCAUCAUUUUGGAAAAAACCCUUCAUAAAAUCAGAGAGGGUCAUAUACCUAUUAUAUCUGUCAAUGGUCUACAUCAGCUCCACAUCUUCAUAUUCUUUCUUGCUAUAUUCCACGUCUUUUAUAGCGCUAUAACGAUGAUGCUCGGCAGGAUGAAGAUUCGUGAAUGGAAAGAAUGGGAACGAGAGAUUGCAAAUAAUACUAACGAAUCCAUUGAUUCUGCUCAGUUUAGGCUUACGCACGAGGAUUCGUUUGUGAAAGGGCAUACUAGUCCAUGGACAAAACACCCUGUCCUUUUCUACAUUGUGCAUUUGGCCCCGGGAACUAAGUUCAACUUUCAGAAGUACAUCAAAAGAUCAUUAGAAGAUGACUUCAAAGUGAUCGUCGGAAUCCCGCCUCUUUUAUGGACUGCUGCAGUCGUAUAUCUGCUAGUGAACGUUAAUGGUUAUUCUCGAUCUCAAGCUAUGUUUUGGCUGUCAGUUAUGCCCCUAGUGAAUGCAUUUGAGAUAACUUAUUUCAUCUGGAUAACGUAUGAAUUUGGGUUGUAUUCUUGCUUCCAUAGCUUUUUCCUUCUAGCCGUUAUUAGAAUCUGUAUUGGGAUUGGAGUUCAGUUUUUGUGCAGCUACAUUACCCUUCCACUCUAUGCACUUGUGACACAGAUGGGAUCGCAUAUGAAGGCGGCAAUUUUUGAUGAGCAAACUUCGAGGGCGUUAAUGAACUGGCAUAAAAAAGCAAAGAAAAAGAAAGAAGGUUCCCAGGGACGGGCCCGCAAAUUAGGAGGAAGCCGCGAAAAUUCACCGGAGAAAGAUUCUCCGGCUGCCACCGAACCGACGGACGAGACUCCUCCGGCCACCGGAGAAGAUACAUCUUCAUGA
Erythranthe guttata (spotted monkey flower) is the source of this 963-nucleotide messenger RNA. NCBI's taxonomy places the organism in Eukaryota, Viridiplantae, Streptophyta, Magnoliopsida, Lamiales, Phrymaceae. The record is from RefSeq and is a predicted model, not a curated record.